GUAACUCACAAGCCCAUAACCCUAGACUUCACAGCAGCGGCUAGUCCAGUAGAAUACGAGAUCCGGGAUGAUGACACGUCAUUGUUAGCCUCUUCCCUCCCGAGAUAGCUUCUUCUUCGCGAUCUUACCCUCUACGGCUACAUCUUCUUCUAGUCACCAUGCUGUAUAAUCGCGCCAAUAGUAGUUUCUCCUCUAUGGGCUCUAGAUAUCCUUCUGCCGCUGAAUAUGCUUCUCAGCCAUCGUGGUCCGGACCUCCCGGCGUUGAUAUUGGACCAGGUGUUGCUGACCCCUUUGGUGCCGGGUUGAAGCGCCCAUCGUCUGAAGCUCUCUAUCAUCAGACACUUUUGGGUGGCCAUAGUGCCCUUGGCCAAACUGAAUCUUGGUAUUCAAGCAAUCCUUUAGCCAAGCGUCCUAGAUUUGAGACUGCAUGCAAUUUGCCCAUCUAUCCUCAGAGGCCCGGAGAGAAAGAUUGUGCCCAUUAUAUGCUCACAAGAACCUGUAAGUUUGGAGAUAGCUGCAUGUAUGACCAUCCUAUUUGGGUUCCAGAGGGUGGAAUUCCAGAUUGGAAAGAGGUACUCAUUACAAGUGAAUCUCUUCCGGAGAGACCAGGAGAGCCAGAUUGCCCUUAUUAUCUGAAGACUCAAAAGUGCAAGUAUGGCAUCAGGUGCAAGUUUAACCACCCAAAAGAUAAGGGUGCUCUUGGAAAUGGUGAUAUUCCUGGCUUACCUGAAAGACCUUCAGAGCCUCUAUGUGCGUUUUACAUGAAGACUGGAAAAUGUAAAUUUGGUGCUACUUGCAAGUUUCACCAUCCAAAAGACGUACAGAUACAGGCUUCUGUUCAAGAAAAUCAAUUCACUGCACAGACUGGAUUGGUUGAUAGCAUUGAAAUGUUCGGGGAAAUGAAGCCAACUGUCAGCCCAGCUAUGUUGCACAAUUCCAAGGGUCUCCCUAUCAGACAGGGUGAAGUUGAUUGCCCUUUCUACUUAAAAACUGGAAGCUGCAAGUAUGGAGCCACUUGCCGUUACAACCAUCCUGCCAUGUAUGCAAUUGAUCCAGCUGCUUUAGGACAUGCAUUUGCAGGUUCUCCUGCAGCUCAUCUGAAUAUUGGGGUUGUUAAUCCAACAGCCUCACUUUUCCAAACAUUCGAUCCUAGAAUGACUCAAACAAUGCUUGGAUUGACCACAGGUAUCUAUCCACAACGGCCUGGGCAGUUAGAAUGCGAUUUCUACAUGAAAACUGGGGAGUGCAAAUUUGGAGAGAGAUGCAAGUUUCACCACCCUGUUGAUCGUUCAUCACCUGUUGCAUGCACAAUGGAUGUCCAGCAACAAAAUGUUAAGCUUAGUCUUGCAGGGCUUCCUAGACGGGAGGGUGCUAUACAUUGCCCAUUUUAUAUGAAAACUGGAACAUGCAAGUAUGGAAUAACAUGCAAGUUUGAUCAUCCUCCGCCAGGGGAGGUCUUGGGUGCAACUUCACUAGCUGAAGAGCAGUAACAAACUUUUUUGGCUUCACUUGGUGAAGAGCAGCAGAGGGAUUGUCAACCCUUGACCACCAAUACUUCGAGGGAAUUAAUUGUUUAAGAUUUGUUUGAAGACGACUCUUAUUUCUUUUAGUUUUCAACUUCUUAGGUUUGAUUUACUAUGAUGUAUUCCUCAUGUCCUUGUAUAAGUGAAAGUGUACUUGGUUGGUCCUCUAUAGUUUGUAUGGAGGAUUGAGUACUUCUGUUAAUGUUGUAUUAGUUGCCUGAUACUUUAUGCCACGUUAGUUGCAUGA
This is a messenger RNA of Cuscuta epithymum, 1770 nucleotides long. The record is from the annotation of a GenBank genome assembly. Lineage: Eukaryota; Viridiplantae; Streptophyta; Magnoliopsida; Solanales; Convolvulaceae.